This is a messenger RNA of Zootoca vivipara (common lizard), 6599 nucleotides long. It is a transcript of the gene PICALM, whose product is annotated as phosphatidylinositol binding clathrin assembly protein. The record is from RefSeq and is a predicted model, not a curated record. Gene Ontology annotation, cellular component: synaptic vesicle; extrinsic component of presynaptic endocytic zone membrane; clathrin-coated pit. Gene Ontology annotation, biological process: synaptic vesicle budding from presynaptic endocytic zone membrane; clathrin coat assembly; clathrin-dependent endocytosis. NCBI's taxonomy places the organism in Eukaryota, Metazoa, Chordata, Lepidosauria, Squamata, Lacertidae. Gene Ontology annotation, molecular function: 1-phosphatidylinositol binding; phosphatidylinositol-4,5-bisphosphate binding; SNARE binding.
AAAGCUCUGAGGAGGAGCUGAGCGUCUCCUCCGUCCGCCAUUUUCCUGCGGCGACCAGCUGUGCAUGUGUGCGUGAGGGAAGGAGAAGGGAGGCUUACGGUGGUGGUGGCGGCGGCGGCCGAGCGGCAGGCCGCGGUAGUGGUCGAGUCCGAGGAGGCGGGGAAGGAGGAAAGAGGAAGGAGGAGAAGCCUCUUCCCGGGUGACAGGCCCGGCCCUUCCGAAGGCGGAGCGCUGCCGGGCGUCCUAAGCGGCGGCGGCGGCGGCGUUGUUGAGUCCAGCCGGUACCGCCCUCCUUUCCUCCCUCCCUCCUUCCUUCUUCUCCUCCUCCUCCUUUCCCCGUCCCUGCUUCACCAGCCUGGUUGAGGAAUAGCAGCAGCAGCGGAGUGACUCUGAAUCCGGCACCGCCAUGUCUGGGCAGAGCCUGACCGACCGCAUCACGGCGGCGCAGCACAGCGUGACCGGCUCGGCCGUGUCCAAGACCGUCUGCAAGGCCACCACGCACGAGGUGAUGGGCCCCAAGAAGAAGCACCUGGACUAUUUAAUACAGUGCACAAAUGAGAUGAACGUAAAUAUCCCACAGUUGGCGGACAGCUUGUUCGAAAGGACAAUGAACAGUAGCUGGGUGGUGGUAUUCAAGUCACUCAUCACAACACACCAUCUAAUGGUGUACGGAAAUGAGCGUUUUAUCCAGUAUCUGGCUUCCAGGAACACAUUGUUUAACUUGAGCAAUUUCUUGGACAAAAGUGGAUUGCAAGGGUAUGAUAUGUCCACAUUUAUCAGAAGAUAUAGCAGGUAUUUGAAUGAAAAAGCAGUUUCCUACAGACAAGUAGCUUUUGAUUUCACAAAAGUAAAAAGAGGUGCUGACGGAGUCAUGAGGACUAUGAAUACUGAGAAACUCCUAAAAACAGUACCAAUAAUACAAAACCAGAUGGAUGCACUUCUUGAUUUCAAUGUCAACAGCAAUGAACUUACAAAUGGCGUAAUUAAUGCUGCUUUCAUGCUUCUCUUCAAAGAUGCCAUUAGACUCUUUGCAGCAUAUAAUGAAGGGAUUAUUAACCUGUUGGAAAAAUACUUUGACAUGAAAAAGAAUCAAUGCAAAGAAGGCCUUGACAUAUAUAAGAAGUUUCUGACUAGAAUGACAAGGAUUUCUGAGUUUCUCAAAGUUGCAGAGCAAGUGGGGAUAGACAGAGGAGACAUACCAGAUCUUUCUCAGGCACCAAGCAGCCUUCUUGAUGCAUUGGAACAGCACUUAGCCUCCUUAGAAGGAAAGAAAAUCAAAGACUCUACUGCUGCAAGCAGGGCUACCACUCUUUCCAAUGCAGUCUCCUCCCUCGCAAGCACCGGCCUGUCGCUCACCAAAGUAGAUGAAAGGGAAAAACAAGCCGCACUAGAGGAAGAGCAGGCACGUUUAAAAGCUUUAAAGGAACAGCGUCUAAAAGAACUUGCAAAGAAACCUCACAACUCCUUAACAACAGCCUCCUCUCCUGUGUCUAAUGCAGCAGGAAGCAUAAUGACUACACCAGCCGUUGACAUUUUUUCCACACCUAGUUCUUCAAACAGUACAUCAAAGCUGCCAAAUGACCUCCUUGAUUUGCAGCCAACCUUUCAUCCGUCUGUGCAUCCUAUAGCCUCUGCGCCACAAGUAGGAGGGACCUGGGGAGAUCCUUUCACUUCUACUGCUGACGCUGUUGAUGAUGCCGUUCCAAGCCUAAAUCCUUUCCUCACAAAAUCUAGCGAUCACCUCUCUGUCUCUUCUGACGUACUACCCACUUUCACUUCUAGGACACCAACUCAUGAGAUGUUCGUUGAUUCUUUUUGUGGUCCUCAAGCUUAUCCUAACGCUUCCCAUUUCCGCAGUGAGCCCUCAACUGUAGCUGGCCUAUUUGGAGGGUUCACCCAGUCUCCUGUUGCUCCGUCGCAGCCCUCAGCAGGCCUUAAUGUUGACUUUGAGUCUGUAUUUGGCAACAAAACUUCAAAUGUACCUGUGGAUUCUGGUGGGUUUGAUGAAUUAGGUGGACUCCUAAAACCAACAGUGGCCUCUCAAAACCAGAGUCUUCCAACAUCAAAAGGUCCACCCAACAAGUUAGUGUUGGAUGAUCUAGAUUCAUCUUUAGCCAAUCUUGUGGGCAAUCUGGGCAUUGGAAAUGGAACAACUAAAAAUGAUGUGAACUGGACGCAGCCAGGAGAAAAGAAGCUAACUGGAGGCUCCAACUGGCAACCCAAAGUUGCACCAACAACAGCAUGGAACACUCCAACAAUGAAUGGCAUGCAUUUUCCACAAUACGCACCGCCUGUCAUGGCCUAUCCUGCUACAACGCCAACAGGAAUGAUGGGCUAUGGAAUGCCAUCCCAAAUGGGAGGAGUACCAGUAAUGACGCAACCAACCUUAAUAUACAGCCAACCUGUCAUGAGACCUCCAAAUCCUUUUGGUCCUGUAUCGGGAGCCCAGCUGUCUGCAGCAUCCAGCCCAUCCACUCAGAGUCCACACAGAGCUUCAGGGAAGGAUCCUUUUGGAGAGCUCUCCCUCCAGGAUUUCUUAUAGGACAAUUUAGAUACAAUUCAUGUAACCGCACCAGAAGGAGUGGGACAGGAACAGUUCCAGAAAGACACGUGCUCGACAGCAGACCCUUCUUUCCAGCCAAAUCAGAACUGAUGCCUCAGCUCUCCUCUUCACUAGAACGGCCUGGUAAAACCACACAAGGCCCCACAACAGCAGUAGGAGCACCAACAUAGGGAAGCCUUGAAACCCCGCAGCACUCUCGGUAUAAAACCAAGAAUUGCCACAAUUUUGGUGUGGGAUCUUUUUUCUUUUUCUUUCUCCCCCCUUCCUGGUGACUUCUAAUCAUGUCAGUAACUCGCCACCUGUUUUAACACUCUCCGUCAGUAACACACACACAAAAGGAAGCCUCUUAUUUUGCCAUGAAGGGUACAACAAGCACCUGGAACUGCUGCUUGGGAUGAAGAGCUGGGCAUCCUCCCACUGUUAACUCCAAUGACUUUCUCUAGGGGAUCAAAUCCGAAAACACUCUCUUAAUUCUGCCAUUUUCCUUUCUGCAGUCAUCGCAAAUGUUAGAGUCAAUAAUGGAAAGUUUUAACUUUUUAAAAAAAGAAUUAUAUAUUCCGUUUGCAUAGACAUUCCUUUAUGUAUUAUUGUUUGUAUUUAUUUAUGAUUAUCAGUUUAAGUAACAAUGUAUCACAAAGCCUCCUUUGCGGGGAAAUGAGCGUGGAUGUAUACAGUAUGUCUCCCUUUUGGAGUUUCUUUUUUUCUCCCUUCCCUCCUCCUCUCUCUUCCCAUUUUUAUUCACGAGAACUAUUCUGAUUCAGAGUGCAUCUUCACUCCAAUAACGCACCCAAACUACACAGAGCACUGAGUACAUUCAAUGGUCUGAAAACACCAAUUGUCCAAUCUCCAUGGGAAUUAGUUCUGUUAAGGAUUUUGGCAAGGGGUGGGGUGGGGGAACAGCUGACUGGUUGGGAGGAGCACAGAAUUUCUCGACCAGAUGUUGGUGCUUCUGGGAUGAACUUUUUUCCUUGCUUUGUGCUUGGCAUGUCAUUUAUCUUACACUUGACGUACGGCCUUUCCAAAAUGAAUGUGAGGAAUUGCUUUCAUUUUUAAAGACUUUCCUUCUUCUCUGUACAAAAACCAAGCAAACCCCGUUAAAACUUCUGAGGUAUUACGUGAAAAAAGCCUUCAAUCUUUUCUUCUUCUUCUUCUUCUUCUUCUUCUUCUUCUUCUUCUUCUUCUUCUUCUUCUUCUUCUUCUUCUUCUUCUUCUUCUUCUUCAUUUGCUAGUGCCAGCUCCAUGAUCAUGUAUCGUGAAAUAGAAUAAAAACUCAGAAGAGAAGUUGUGUCUUUACUAAAGGGCACAACCCCAACCACCAAGUUCCCCAGCAGAAGCUCCAUUCAGCGGUCUGGUGGGGGGCUUGUGCAGGAGAACUUGCUGGCGGGGUUGGCCUUUCAAUGUUGUAGGAACCCUUUUAGUUUUUCUGCAGAAUUUGAAGCAGCGCUGUUGAUCGGUGCUUUGUGUAAAUACAAUCAUACCAGUUUGGGUGGCAUCUGGGGCCUUAAGAAGGAUAGUCAAAAGGCAUGAAAGCAAUUCUGUACAUGAAUUAAGCAUACUUGCUGCAUUGUCUCCGCAGAUUCUAUUUUUGUUUAAAAUGUUUAAAAGUACGUUAGCAAAAAAAAGUGGAUUUUCAAAUAAAAUGCAGCUUCCACAGAACUUCUGUUUAUAGUAUGAAGGUCUACAGUGGUGGGUUGGGAUGUGGGGGGUCUGUUUGGUCUUUUUUGUUGCCAUUUUGCAAGGUAAAAUGUGCUUUGAAACACUGUGAGUGGAGAUUGACAUUUUGGCUGCUUUUGCAAUUUGGUCCAUUGCAUUAGUGGUGAUGUAUGUGGACAACUUUUAAACACAGCUGAAAAUGGUUUGCUUUUAGGGCUCAGCUAGCCUUCUGAAUCCAAUUUCAUCAAGUUCGGUGCUCAGAUUAAACCCUAUGGGGGUGGGUGAAUUUGCCAUUAAAGGGGGGAAAUGCCUGAAUUGUGCCAACUUCACACUUGCGCCAUCUUGGGGGGGGGGGCUCAGCUAUGCCCAAUGACAUGUCAAGAUUGAGGUAAUAAAAUUUGACUGGGCAGUAUUAGGGAGAAGACCAGACUGGAAUUCUCCAAACGGUGCUUUUCUAUGUUAGAGGGAGCAUUCCACCCUCCACUUCUAUAGGGAUGGCUGAAGGUUGUGUGUCCAAGCCUUGAUGGUAACUUCCUCAAAAGAAGCAGUAUUUGUGCUUAAGACUGCUUACAAGUUUGGCUCAAAAAAUCAGGUGGUCAGCCCUACACUGUUCCUCUACACACUCAACCAUGCCCAAAGUUGUUUGUGGAUGUUGAUAGGUCCUCUCUCUCCCCUUGUAUUCAUAUGGAACAGAACCUACCUCUCAUGAGGUACCUAACUACAGCAAAGAGUAGCCAAGCAGCGCUUUGUAGAAGGAGCUUUGUUUAAGCCACAUAUCCCAUUGUCCAGCAGAAAGGAAAAGCCAGCUCAAAUGUUGUGUGCUAGCUAGCAGUUUUUCUUUUAACCAGAAUGAUGGAAGCUAAGCAACUUAGAAGCCCAGAUGAGCAGAAACCGAUCUGAAGCUGGCUACUAGUGGAGUCAGGGCCAACAAAAGGAACAUUUUAACACAGCACAUAGUUGAACUGUGGAAUCAACUCCCACAAGAGGUAGUGAGAGUCACAAACAUGGAUGUCUUUAAAAGAAGAUUGAGCAAACGGAGGGAUAAGGCUGUGUUCUCCCUCCACUCUUGGAGGCAUUGUUUCAUUUAAUCUUAACACCCCAAGGUGAUGUACAAAAUGCUGAAGAUGUUGCAAAGCAACACAAAGAACUUGAGUUUUAAAAUACAGUAAUGCAAAUUAGGUACAUAUGACAGAGACGCACACAUCCAGCUGGGAAAACUUGUCAAAACAAAAAAAUAUAAAUGUACAUUUGAUUGGAUCCUGCCCCUUUCUACAAACUCCCAAGGCGGUUUUAAACAAGCCACUAUCCUGCAGGUUGGUUGUAAGAAGAACUGAGAACGUGUGAAGGUCUUCGAUGGCCCUGAAAACACUGGCAAAUGUAAGUUGGUGCCAUGUCUUGUGAGACUAGUGGGUCCAUGAGCACUGAGGAUUUUUCUCCAAUCGAACAGUAUGAAGAUUUCAUGAAAUGACCACAGAGGUUCACGGAGGGCAAAAAUCAAACCAGAGCCACUUGCAAUAGUAAUUCAGAUCCUGUAUUUGGUGCAUAGGAGGAAUGGGAAUACAAUAUACGCAAUCUACAUACCCUUGUAAAUGUAGCCAAUAUUAACAUCUUUGCUAUGCAAGUCAACAGUUAAGUGUCAUACAAAGGGUGGGGGAGUUUCAACAAUCGGAAGCCUAUUUUUUUUAAAAGAAAAGCAGUAGCCUUUACCUUCCUCACUCUCAAUGAAAAAUGGAUUUGAUCAUCUGGUAGGUGAUGCGAUGCUGAGACCGGCUGAUGUCAUAUUUUUCUUCAAGCUUUGUUCUGCUUGGCAUUUCCCGGGCAUCCUCGUGAACUGGCAUAGUCUGGCCCACCGUAGUCAUCAAUUUCACUGCCAGGGGCCCCAGAUCCUUGUACUCCUGGAGUUCAGAUGGACACAUGAUUAGCGUGUUACCCAGUAGAAAACAUUCCGCUCUCUCCUGCAUCUUAAAAUGACGAUGGCAUAACUGAAUAAGCAAAUCUCUGAUAGAGAGAACAAUCCACAAUCGCCAUGCUGGUAGUGGCUGCUGCUGAAGGAGUACUAGACAGCUCCUGUUCACAAAUCCUUGCUCACUGGGUAAGCUUGGGCCACUUGACCCAGCUCCUCCAGGUGGCUGGUGAAUAAAAUGAUGGGGAGAAUUUCAAUUUCCUGGGGUGCCAAAAUUUCAAGAAUGGCUGCCUCAACCCUGCAAAACCCUGCUUCAACCCUUAAGUAAGAGUGCAGGGUGAGAUGAUCUCUGCAUUCCAGGUGGACUUUGUUGAUUGUGCACAAGGGGAAGAAAUAAUAUCCUGGUCAACUCCUGACCAUUUUUAGGAGCUAUAUUGUUGAGGACAUGAUCAGGCUCAAAUGGACUGUGUGUGUGUGUGU